Molecule: messenger RNA, 648 nt
Organism: Thlaspi arvense
Lineage: Eukaryota; Viridiplantae; Streptophyta; Magnoliopsida; Brassicales; Brassicaceae
Source: the annotation of a GenBank genome assembly
AUGAAUAAUAAUGUAAUCUUCGUUCUUCUCAUCUCCCUUGUCCUCCUCCCUCUAUACGCAUCAGCGGCAGCGAGUCUGGGUGGCUGGAUUCCUAUCACAAACAUUAAGGACCCGCAUGUGGUACAUAUUGGAGAAUUCGCUGUUUCUGAAUACAACAAGCAGACCAAAUCAGGACUCAAGUUCGACUCGGUUGUUAGCGGUGAAUCUCAAGUGGUAUCUGGUUUGAAUUACUGGCUUGUGGUGGCGGCUGAUGACUCCGGAACGAGCAAGAACUAUGAGGCAAUUGUAUGGGAGGAGCUGUGGCAAAGAUCAAUGAAUCUCACAUCUUUCACACCUCUUCUCAAAAAUAAUCCAGAAAUGAAUAAUAAUGUAAUCUUCGUUCUUCUCAUCUCCCUUGUCCUCCUCCCUCUAUACCCAUCUGCGGCAGCGAGUCUGGGUGGCUGGAUUCCUAUCACAAACAUGAAGGACCCGCAUGUGGUACAUAUUGGAGAAUUCGCUGUUUCUGAAUACAACAAGCAGACCAAAUCAGGACUCAAGUUCGACUCGGUUGUCAGCAGUGAAUCUCAAGUGGUAUCUGGUUUGAAUUACUGGCUUGUGGUGGCGGCUGAUGACUCCAGAAUGAGCAAGAACUAUGAGGCAAUUGUAUAG